Messenger RNA from Procambarus clarkii (red swamp crayfish), 1479 nucleotides. RefSeq names its product glycine cleavage system H protein, mitochondrial (gene ppl). NCBI's taxonomy places the organism in Eukaryota, Metazoa, Arthropoda, Malacostraca, Decapoda, Cambaridae. The record is from RefSeq and is a predicted model, not a curated record. Gene Ontology annotation, cellular component: cytoplasm; glycine cleavage complex; mitochondrion. Gene Ontology annotation, biological process: glycine decarboxylation via glycine cleavage system; protein lipoylation.
UGCGCGGCGAGUGGCAGCAUGAUCAGUUCAGCUGUUGCUGCGCCUUCUGCUGCUGCUGCUGUCCACCUCCACCACCACCAUGGCCCGGCUCGUGCUCCACGGCCUCCGUACUAUUGUCCCCAAGAUCACCCCUCUCCAUAGGCUCACUCCCGCCGGUCACAUUGUGCCUAGACACCUGUGUACCGCCACCAGCCUCCUGUCAGAGCGCAAGUAUACUGACAAGCAUGAAUGGGUUGCUGUUAAUGGCAACACUGGAACUAUUGGUAUUACAAAUUAUGCUCAGGAAUCGCUCGGAGAUAUUGUGUAUGCUCAGCUGCCAGAAGUGGGUACCGCAUAUGAACAAAUGGAGGAGUGUGGCGCGCUUGAGAGUGUGAAGGCUGCGAGUGAACUCUACUCUCCUGUGUCUGGCAAAGUGACUGCCAUCAACACUGCUGUUGAGGAUCUUCCAGCACUUAUUAACCAGAGCUGUUAUGAUGAAGGAUGGUUAUUCAAGUUAGAGUUGACAGUUCCAGCAGAAAUAGACGAGCUGAUGGAUGAAGAAGCAUACAACAAGUUCUUGAAAGACAGUGAACACUAAUGCUAGCAAGAAAUAAGACGCACAUAAGAUGGUGCAGCACAUACCGUAUGACUGGUAACCCACAACAAGCUCUGUUGCUCAACUCUCCACGGAAUUGUUUCCACCUAAAUCAUCUCUAGUACACUUUUUUGCAUUGUAUUCUAUGGUUUCUAAUCUCUGUUGUACUUGACUAUCCCCUAAGCAAUUGUCGUGUCCGUGUUACUUAACCUAGUUAUCUCUGGCCACCCCAAGUGUAGGAAAGAGGGAAAUUAAUUUGAGAGAUUUGUGUGUGUGGAAUUGCUGUCCACUACAGUAUAGUGUACAUGAUUGCAAACUAUAGUAUCAAGCUUAACAUUCAAAUCUUGAGUUUCUCUGUUUAUCUUAAGUGAGAAUCAAAGCUUGAAAGAUCCUCCCUCUGGGUUAAGUGUGUCAAUAACUCAUUCUGUGGGUCACAUGGUAUAGAAUAUGUAGCUUUGUUAAAAACCUCCAGUAAUAUUUCACCUUGUCAUCUGUUUUAUUACACAUAAAUUUGUAUUCUUAAUACAUUUUGCUAGUUUUGAAAACCUGUGAAUAUGUUAAAUUUCUCCGACACGUUGACAAUGUGACGUAUUUAUGGUUUUUGGUUUACAGUGAGACAUGAUUCUCUUUAUUUUCAUUAUAAUAUAUAACAUACUGAUGUAAUUGGCUGAUAUUAUCCACUAACUAUUUAGUAUUUUUAUAAAUAAUAUAAAGGAAGAAUGGUUGUGGAUUAUAGGCCAUUAUCAGUUGUAUAUAAUAGUGCGGUUAUUAUAAUUGUUGCUGCCUCUGUCCUCUGGUUUAGUUGGCAGUGGUUCAGUAUACACCAAUAUCUUGUGGUAAUGGACAUAAUUACCAUGUCGAAACUUGCUGACAUUUUUGUUUCAAUAUAAAAUUGAUAAAACUGU